CUUAACCUGUGAACUUUGGGUUACGGAGUGUGAAGAAUUGGGACAAAGAUGAGAACGUGAUAUGUAUUUAAUGAUCACUGACAACAAUUUAUGUAUCGGCUUUGCCGAUAUGCGUCUGGAUAUUGUGGCCGUUGAUUAGAUUUGUCGCAUAAGACAGCUGAGACGAACGGAGGAGGAUUGUUUACAAAACCCUCCCUUGUUUACAAACGCAGUAAGCGUAUUUUAAAGAUGAAGACCGGCCUAUUAUCCAGCGCGGCAUUAACACCUGGGAAUAUAGUUGGUACUCUUGUUCUCGGUGUUGCCAUCUAUAUUCUGUACGAAGUCAUACGAUUUCUGCUACACGUACGCUACGCAAGUAAUACAUACCGUGAUUUACCUGGACCUGAAGGCUCGCACUGGCUGUACGGCCAUCUACAACAGCUUCCAAAGACAAGCCAUGAGAGACUUGAGUAUGGGUUGAAAAUCUCCAGACAGUUCCCACGAUACUAUCGGUUCUGGAUGGGUCCCAGAGCCAAUAUUGUUUUGAACCAUCCAGAAACCAUCAAGAUUGUCCUCAAAACAGCAGAACUAGUAGUUACCUCCCUUGUACGAUAUGUUUCUUAUAUUACCCAGGAUGCUGGAGGCGUACCUGAGAAGAAGUACAAAGAUUUCCUUGACAUUCUACUGAUGGCUCGGGAUGAGAACGGAAAGGGACUCACCAGGGAGGAGAUCCGAAAUGAGGUCGACACAUUCCUGUUUGAAGGUCACGACACAACAGCCAGUGCCAUCUCGUGGAUACUAUAUGCUUUAGCCACACACCCAGAACACCAGACCAAAGUCCAGGAGGAGAUUGACCAUGUCCUUGCUGGUAGGGAGUCUGACCGGCUCGAGUGGGAUGACAUGCCAAAGUUGGAGUACCUGACCAUGUGUAUCAAGGAAGGGAUGAGACUGUACAGUCCUGUGCCCUUUAUACAGCGACAGAGUACACAGGAGUUCACCAUUGACGGCAAGAAGUUCCCUGCAGGAACUUACAUGUCAAUUGGUAUAUACUCUGUACAUCACAACCCGACAGUGUGGGAAAACCCCCACCAGUUCAUACCCCAGAGAUUCUCCAAGGAAAACACGGCCAAGGCUGACUCGUUCUCCUUCAUUCCUUUCUCAGCUGGUCCGAGAAACUGUAUUGGCCAGACUUUUGCAAUGAAUGAGGAGAAGGUGACUAUUGCUAGGAUACUGCACAAGUAUACACUAGAAGCUGAUCCCAAGGUGGAAGUGAAGCUGAAGGCUGCAGCAGUGAUGAGAUCAUUAAAUGGUGUCUACCUCUUCAACAAACCUCGACACUGAUUGAACCAAUGCUUGAAUAUAAAUUGAUCAAGACCAUGCUAAUGAUUUAAAGCGAUACGAAACUGUCAUUUGCUAUAAGAAACUCUGUCAUGUGACAGAACAAGCUUUGUCAUGUGACCUGAGAAACUCUGUCACGUGACAGAACUAGCAUUGUCAUGUGACCUGAGAAACUCUGUCACAUGAUAGAACAAGCUUUUUCCUAUGACCUGAGAAACUAUGUCAUGUAACAACAAAAACCAGAAUUCAGUUAGAUUUAAACCAUUGACCAUGAUAUAUGUUACAAUCAUUUAUUGUAUAAUCUGAUUCCACUUAUCCAAGUUUUAUUGGGACCUAUGUCACACUUGUUGUCUCAAGUGACCUAUUGCAAUCGCCUUUUGUCCGGUGUCGUGCGUCGUCCGUCUGUAAACAAUUUACAUU
This is a messenger RNA of Mizuhopecten yessoensis (Yesso scallop), 1737 nucleotides long. Its product is annotated as cytochrome P450 4B1-like. The transcript has 7 exons. Lineage: Eukaryota; Metazoa; Mollusca; Bivalvia; Pectinida; Pectinidae. Gene Ontology annotation, molecular function: oxidoreductase activity, acting on paired donors, with incorporation or reduction of molecular oxygen; heme binding; monooxygenase activity. Bases 229 to 1320 code for a protein of 363 amino acids. The record is from RefSeq and is a predicted model, not a curated record.